Durusdinium trenchii is the source of this 1219-nucleotide messenger RNA. NCBI's taxonomy places the organism in Eukaryota, Dinophyceae, Suessiales, Symbiodiniaceae. The record is from the annotation of a GenBank genome assembly.
CCUUGAAAAGCCUUGAACAAGCCUUGAAGCCAUGCCGGGCAUCAGGAUGAGCAUGCUUCUCCCUGAGUUUGUGAUAAAAGAUCGUUCUAUCCAUCCUGUUGGUGCCUCCGUGCGGUCUUCACUCUUCGGGCCCAGUGAUUCUUUUCAAUGUCGCUUCUUGGUUUUCCCCAAUGGAACCAAGUCGGUACACCAAGAGCAAAGUCAGAGAAGUCAGACUCAAAGUGAAAGUUUGUUUUCUGCAUUUGUGGAGUUAGUGCCACCAGCGCACAUGGACGAGAGAUGGUCCUGCGCGAGUGUGAGGUAUGGUAUUACAGUCGUCAGCCAGAAGACAGGAACUGAGAACAUUAAGAAACUUGACACCUUCACCUUCUCAAAUGAACACGCAGAUCGCGGAUGGCAUGAUUUGUUUGCAAACAUCUCUACCCACAGACACUUCAUUGGUCGAGACGGCGAAAUUACCCUGCAAGGAGAAGUUCACAUUCCUUGGAGGGAACAGCAAAGGGUUUCGGCUUGGCAGGAGUCCUUCCGCCAGUUGGACUUCUCCGAUAACCAGACAGCAAAGUUCCUGACCUUCCGCUUGGCUGACGAUCAGAAACUCGUGUUCGACCGGCGUUUGUUGAUAGCUCGCUCUGACUAUUUCCGCAAGAUGCUGUCUUCACCUGACUGGGAGGAGACAAGAACCGGUGAGAUCAACCUCCGUUCAGCCACAGUGAAAUGUAUGUCUGCAAUCUUGCGUUUUAUUCUGACGAACUCCUUCGACACGGACGAAGACCUUGAGACCUGCAUGGCAGUGCGCGAGCUAGCAGAUCGAUUCUGCAUUCAGCCUUUAGUUAAACAAGUUGAUGAAGAGUUGACGGGCAUGCUGACGGAAGAGAACAUUUUGCAGAUCCUUGGCAGGCUCCUGGAUACUGGAAGUGAAGUGGAAGCCGCGUGCUGGAAGAUGCUGGAGACUGAUAGCAACAUCUUGGUGAAGCAAGCGGACAAGCUGGAGACGGUGAUUUCAGAGAAUCCGCUGCUUGCUCGUAGGCUGAUCUUGUUCGGACGAGAAAGUAAGCCAAAAAGGGAACCAAAUCAGGUUUAGAACAGGAUGUUCCCGCUCGUUCAUGUUCCAGAAGUUUCCUGUACAGUGAAUGUAGACAAUGUAGAUGAACGUUUCAUUCUUGAAGUAACUAGAUACGCCAAUUGUGCCGGUGAAAAGGCGCUACAGGACCUAUCGCAA